Notechis scutatus (mainland tiger snake) is the source of this 1847-nucleotide messenger RNA. It is a transcript of the gene PJVK, whose product is annotated as pejvakin. Gene Ontology annotation, biological process: programmed cell death. The record is from RefSeq and is a predicted model, not a curated record. NCBI's taxonomy places the organism in Eukaryota, Metazoa, Chordata, Lepidosauria, Squamata, Elapidae. Gene Ontology annotation, cellular component: cytoplasm.
AUGUAUAAUAUGUUUGCUGCUGCUACUAAAAGUUUUGUGAAGCAGGUUGGUGAUGGAGGUCGAUUAGUUCCUGUCCGUAGCCUCAGUGAGGCUGAUAAAUAUCAACCUCUCAGCCUUGUUAUCAAAAAGAAAAACUGCUUUCUUUCUAAAAGGUCAAAAUUUACAUCAACACCAUUCAGCCUAAAAGACAUUCUUCAAGGAGAGAAAGAAAUUUCUGCAGGUAUUUCAUCUUAUCAAUUACUAAAUUAUGAAGACAAAUCUGAUGUAGCCCUUAAUGGCAAGCAAGGAAAUCACAUCAUGAACUCUUCUGGGGUCAGUACUGCUGGGUCAGAUUCCCUUGCAGUGAAGGCUUCUUUUGGUAUUGUAACUAAGCAUGAGGUUGAGGUACCGACUUUGCUCAAAGAAUUAACUAAUAGAAAAGUGGAUUUCGAACACUGCCUUGUCCGUCAGUCACGAGAGAGUAGUAGAACGGUUCUCUGUAUGGUAAUGGAGAGUAUUCGAACAACUCGACAGUGUUCUCUCUCUGUUCAUGCUGGUAUGAGAGGUGACACAAUGAGAUUUCAUAUUAUCGAUGAACAUAAUUAUAAAGGGUGUGACAAAGCAAUUGUCUUUCCUGCACAUACAACAAUUGCAUUUAGCAUAUUUGAGCUUUAUAUUCGCCUGGAUGGUAAUUUUGAACUUUGUGUUGCUCCAGAAUCAAAAGGAGGAUUUGAAAAAGAACCAUCAAGAUCAUUUUCGUUGACUAAAUUAAGAAAAAAUCUGUUUCGUCGAAAUAAAAGGGUGAUGGAUAUCAUUGUCCAUUCAGAUAAUUAUUUAGAUGACCUUUUUGCAGAUUAUUAUGAAAAAACAGCAAGCAUGACUGACAUUUCAACAAACUAUUUCAGAGAAGGAGCCCACGUACGAGUUAAUUUGCUUAAUAACCACAUUCCUAAAGGUCGUUGUUCUUUAUGCGGUAUGGGGAAUUCCAGAAGGGAAACGGUUUAUGGUUGCCUUGAAUGUUCUUUUAAUGGACAAAAAUUUGUGCGACUUCAUGCCGUGCCUUGUUUUGAUCUCUGGCACAAAAGAAUGAAGUAGAGUUCUGAUAAAUGUUUAAGGGCUGGCUCCAAAGUUAAUUGUACUUUGUUCCCUGUAAAACCAAUGGAACUAGCUAAGUCACAGCUAUCUUUUCAUUUUGAUUUCAGUGAAAUUUAAAUGCAACUAACUUAUUCUGGGUCCAAUUUGGUAUCUGAACUAGGUUUGAUUGUGCCAUCAAGCUUUGUGAAUUUUGACUGCAAAAAGACAGAACCACAAAGUCUCUUAUUUGCAUCUAUGGUUUUAAAAGUGAUUUUUCUAGUUAUAAAAAUAAAUAUAAAAAUAAAUAAAUAUCAAUUAGAAUAAUUUAAUAAAACUGCUUUCCAAAAUUUAUAUUCUUGGAUUUCCUUUGAUCUACAUAGUGAAGAUAUGUACACUUUUGAGUUAAAAUCUUAAAAUAGAUUUUUUUAAAAUCUAAAAAUGUCACAGCAUGUACUUAGAUUUGGAAAUAUUUAUUUAUUGGGGAAUGUUAGCUCCAGAGAUAUAUAUCCUAGAAAUUCUUGCAUACUUUAUGAGUCUUCUCUUUAGUUCAGGAAGUAUACCAAUUAUUUUCAGAUUUUAUUUUUGCUGCAGUGUAUAGGACCAUAAUUGAAACGAAGUUUAAUCUCAAUACAAAAGUAUAAAAAUUACCACAGUGAAAUGUACAUCAACUGGUAUGUAACACACACAAAAAGACUUUAAAAUGUGGCUAUAUUUUGCUGUGGAUAAAUCCUAGCGAAACCAAUCUACCAAGACUUGUUUAGGAAGAGGAGUGAGUAUAACCAAGUCAUCCAGUU